UUUAAUACGUCCAGGAGCCCGUGUGGAUUUUCAUUGCCAACUUCGCUUGUUUCACUUGCCCUGUCGUCAUGUUUGCACUACCUUCAUACCCUGUGCCGUGUUGUUGCGUUAUCUAUUCAGAUGUUUUCCUAAUAGUUGCUUUCUCUGCCUUUCCUUCCUAUGAGAGGGGAGGCUUCGAUUGUCUGUCCGUUCUUCUCCAUUCUUGUGUGCGUGCUACUGUCUACAUGUGGGAAAUUGCCGAUCGUUUCGCUUGAUCAAACCUUUCAGCCCUUCGUUUGACCCCCUCAAUCACGCAGGAUGGGAGAAGGAUGCGUUGGCCGAGACCAGAAAGCCAGAAAUCCCGGAAAUCCCGGAGGGAUAUUCUUUGUACUGGAUCUUGUUUGAGCUACCGACCACCCUCCCGUGUUGUGAUACAUUGUUUGCAGCCUUCAUCUGGACAACAGCUAAUCAUUGUGCGGGGCGUUUACCUGGGUACCUAUACACUUGAGAUACAUUUCUGGGACGUCAUCUAUCUGUCUUACUCUGAUCAUUGGGCAAGGGGUGUAUCCCAAGGCAUGUGUUGGCUGCUGCUGGCCGCCUGGGAUUGUAGCGCAUUGUUCCGUCCCUUAUUCGCAUCGUGUUUUGCAGCGUUGUUGCUCUUCCGUCAUUGCUUGGGUUACAUGGGAGUCAUGGAGGCUAUUACUACCCUAUUUAUUUCUUCGUCACCUUUGCUAGUCUUGAUUUUUCUAUUUGUCCCUUUGCCGGGGGGGAUCUGUUGAUGAGCGGGAAUUUACCCUGGAAAAGAGGCGUGUUGAAUUUGCUUCCCUUCUUUUAACUUCGCGGGAAAUUGCUCUACAUGUACCAGCUUCAACAAUGGAAUUGCACCGGUCAUUCACUUAAGAACA
This is a messenger RNA of Aspergillus costaricaensis CBS 115574, 884 nucleotides long. RefSeq lists its product as uncharacterized. The transcript has a single exon. The record is from RefSeq and is a predicted model, not a curated record. NCBI's taxonomy places the organism in Eukaryota, Fungi, Ascomycota, Eurotiomycetes, Eurotiales, Aspergillaceae. The coding region runs from base 309 to 758 and encodes 149 amino acids.